CCGCCUCCGGGACCAUGUCCAAACCUUCAGACCACAUCAAGCGACCCAUGAACGCCUUCAUGGUAUGGUCCCGAGGCCAGCGGCGCAAGAUGGCCCAGGAAAACCCCAAGAUGCACAACUCAGAGAUCAGCAAACGCCUAGGAGCCGAAUGGAAGCUUCUGUCCGAGGCAGAGAAGAGACCGUACAUCGAUGAGGCCAAGAGGCUACGCGCCCAGCACAUGAAGGAACACCCGGACUACAAGUACCGGCCACGGCGCAAGCCCAAGAACCUGCUUAAGAAGGACAGGUAUGUCUUCCCCCUGCCCUACCUGGGCGACACGGACCCGCUCAAGGCGGCCGGCCUGCCCGUGGGGGCCUCCGACGGCCUCCUGAGCGCGCCCGAGAAAGCCCGGGCCUUCUUGCCGCCAGCCUCGGCGCCCUACUCCCUGCUGGACCCCGCGCAGUUUAGCUCAAGCGCCAUCCAGAAGAUGGGUGAAGUGCCCCACACCUUGGCCACCGGCGCACUGCCCUACGCGUCCACCCUGGGCUACCAGAACGGCGCCUUCGGCAGCCUCAGCUGCCCCAGCCAACACACGCACACGCACCCGUCCCCCACCAAUCCGGGCUACGUGGUGCCCUGUAACUGUACUGCCUGGUCUGCCUCCACCCUGCAGCCCCCCGUCGCCUACAUCCUCUUCCCGGGCAUGACCAAGACUGGCAUAGACCCUUAUUCGUCAGCCCAUGCCACGGCCAUGUAACCCCAGGCCAGCCCACCAGACCUGGAGGGUGACCUGGAAGCGGGGUCUGCACCCUGUCCUCUGCGCCUCGCCGGGUCCUGCAGACGCCUUUGGGUCAGCCGUUACGCUGCCCGCUACCCCACCCCAGACUCUGCCUCUCUUCCAGGGGGAUGGUAGUGGCGUCCUCCCGGACCCAAGGCGCAGACAGGUGCCAGAAACUUGUGAACAUAUGACAGCUAUAUAGCUGCCCCUAUCCUGACUGUCCCAAAACAAAUCUCCGACUGUACCCCCUUUGGACAAAAAAAAAAAAAAAAAAAAAAGUAGGCAGUUUUGCUUUAUUUAUGUCCCCUUCUCUCUCCUCUGAUGGGCUUUGGACUCCAGAACUCCCAGAUCCUGGUAUUAUAUCUAGAAUAUGCAUAUAUAUAUUUUUUUUCUUUUGCACCCUGAAGAGUUAGCUGUGUCUCUGUGUUUUGCCAUCAGACACAACUAGGUGCCAUUUGCUCUUUAUGUAUGGGGGGAAAGGCUUAAAAGUUUAAAACUACAGAAAGGGAAAUAUUUCUAUUUAAAAUCAUGCUAUGAUAGUGUUUGCUUCUUUAAAGUUAAAACAAAGGGACCCACAUGAUUAUUUUCUUUGUAUAAAGCAGUGCUCCUAGAGACCUAAGUUUACUUUUAGACAGAAUGUCGGGUUAUGAAGUCAGGAAGUAGAAAGUCAACAAAAAUUAAAAGAAUAAAAACAUCCUAAAUGGUCAUAAAUGUUUUGAUGAUGUCUUGGAAAUGUACCUAGAAGGUUCACCUCCUUACUCUGUUCAUUUGUUGAACAAAGACGUUUUGAAUAAAGACAAUCUGUCAUUGCAAAAA
Lutra lutra (Eurasian river otter) is the source of this 1574-nucleotide messenger RNA. It is a transcript of the gene SOX14, whose product is annotated as SRY-box transcription factor 14. The transcript has a single exon. The record is from RefSeq and is a predicted model, not a curated record. Gene Ontology annotation, molecular function: RNA polymerase II cis-regulatory region sequence-specific DNA binding; DNA-binding transcription factor activity, RNA polymerase II-specific. The coding region runs from base 15 to 737 and encodes 240 amino acids. Gene Ontology annotation, biological process: positive regulation of transcription by RNA polymerase II; anatomical structure morphogenesis; cell differentiation. Lineage: Eukaryota; Metazoa; Chordata; Mammalia; Carnivora; Mustelidae.